GUCAGGAAUGUCGCAGCGCUCGUGUACAAGAGUUCGCUUCGCCGGAUCCCUCGACUGGAGGCCCCAAGCGUCGCGGUUAUUGCAGGCACGCACAAGGAGAAAGAUUUCCCUUCGGCCGACGACCACUUUCAUAUAACGCGGCCCACACAUCCGGCAUUCCAAAGGUGUUUGCGCAGCCUGCCGUCAUUGCUUUAGAAUAGCUCCCCUCACCCCGCCACGCAUCCUCGCGUGCAGCUUUUUUCUUUGUGUACCUUCUGCAGACCACGCGCUCUCGCACUCUCUCUCGCACUCUCGCACCCACUCGGCCUUCCCGUUGUCUUCUCUCCAGCGGCCGGCUGAAAAGCCUUGAGAUUCCCCGAUCGCAUCGCACAAGAGCAGAGCCCGGAUCCUUCUGUGAACAUGUCAGAGGGUGACGUACAGCCGCCCAAGGCUUCCCCCGUCGUGGCGGAAGCUCACGAAGUCGACACUUUCCAUGUCCCAGAGGCCUUUUUCAAGAAGCACCCUACGCGGCCACAUCUUCGAGACCUGGACCACUACAAGGAGUUGUACAAAGAGUCGAUCGAGAAACCUGACCAGUUCUGGGGAAGGUUAGCGAGAGAGCUGCUCACGUGGGAGCGUGACUUCCAGACCGUGCACAACGGCAGCUUUGAAAACGGCGACAAUGCCUGGUUCAUUGAGGGCAAGUUGAAUGCCUCGUACAACUGCGUGGACAGGCACGCGUUCAAAAACCCGAACAAGACCGCCAUCAUCUACGAGGCUGACGAGCCGGGUGAGGGCCGGAAAAUUAGCUACGGUGAGUUGCUACGAGAGGUUUCCAAACUCGCCUGGACUCUGAAGGAAAUUGGAGUCAAGAAGGGUGAUACCGUCGCUAUAUAUCUGCCCAUGAUCCCAGAGGCCAUUGUCGCCUUCUUAGCAUGUGUCCGCAUUGGCGCCGUGCACUCAGUCGUCUUUGCCGGUUUCUCCUCAGACUCGCUGAGGGACCGCAUAAUUGAUGCCCGCUCAAAAGUCGUCAUCACCUCGGACGAGGGCAAGCGCGGCGGCAAGGUCAUUGGUACCAAGAAGAUUGUGGACGAGGCCCUGAAGCAGUGCCCGGAGGUCAAGAACGUGCUCGUCUUCAAGCGCACCGGCACAGAGGUGCCGUGGACGAAGGGCCGCGACCUGUGGUGGCACGAAGAGGUCGACAAGUUCCCCAACUACUACCCGCCGGAGUCAAUGAACUCAGAGGAUCCGCUUUUCCUGCUCUACACAUCCGGUUCGACGGGAAAACCAAAGGGUGUAAUGCACACCACUGGUGGUUAUCUCGUCGGAGCAGCGGCCACGGGCAAGUAUGUCUUCGACAUACAUGACGAAGAUAUCUUCUUCUGCGGUGGUGAUGUUGGCUGGAUCACUGGCCACACGUAUGUCGUAUACGCGCCUCUUUUGCUUGGUGUCGCGACUGUAGUUUUUGAGGGCACGCCUGCUUACCCGAACUUCUCGAGAUACUGGGAUAUCAUCGAGAGAAACAACGUCAGCCAGUUCUAUGUUGCGCCGACGGCGCUGCGCCUCCUGAAACGCGCGGGCGAUGAGCACGUCAAGCACCAGAUGAAGAACCUGAGGGUUCUAGGUUCCGUCGGCGAGCCUAUCGCGGCGGAGGUAUGGAAGUGGUAUUUCGAAGUUGUUGGCAAGGAAGAGGCACACAUUGUCGAUACGUACUGGCAAACGGAGACUGGUUCACACGUCAUCACACCUCUCGGAGGUAUCACGCCAACAAAACCCGGCAGCGCCUCUCUUCCCUUCUUCGGCAUUGACCCCGUCAUCAUCGACCCAGUUUCCGGUGUGGAGAUUGAAGGCAACGAUGUGGAAGGUGUGCUUGCUUUCAGGAAGCCGUGGCCAAGCAUGGCCAGAACUGUGUGGGGCGCACACAGAAGAUACAUGGACACGUACUUGAACGUCUACAAGGGAUACUACUUCACGGGUGAUGGUGCCGGACGUGACCACGAGGGCUAUUACUGGAUCCGUGGCCGUGUCGAUGAUGUGGUAAACGUUUCGGGCCACAGACUCUCAACGGCCGAGAUCGAAGCCGCCCUUCUCGAGCAUCACUCUGUUGCGGAGGCCGCCGUUGUAGGCGUACACGACGAGCUAACCGGCCAGGCCGUCAACGCCUUCGUGGCGCUCAAGGACGGUUUCGACCACACCGAUCAGAUCAAAAAGGAUCUGAUAUUACAAGUGCGGAAGUCGAUUGGCCCAUUUGCAGCGCCCAAGGCUGUUUACACUGUGGAUGAUCUACCCAAGACGCGCUCAGGCAAGAUUAUGCGACGUAUCCUGCGUAAGAUUCUGGCAGGUGAAGAAGAUCAGCUUGGCGACAUUUCGACUCUCUCCGAUCCUAGUGUCGUGAGCACGAUCAUCGAAACCGUACACAAGGCGAAGAAAUAGAUUACCGCAUGAAGUUAGCAAACCGUGGUGGGUCUCGUGUUGUUCUUGCGGAAGCUCGCGGCAAAGAGCACGUGAGCGUACAGCGCAAAUGCAGUCGGCCUAGCAGGUCAAUCACGUAUGCCACGACUUUUUUUGUUCUUUACCUGGGCAGGGUGGAGUCAUGUUUAGGCUUAUGUAGUGUGUGUACGCGCGUGAAUGAGUGUAAAGUGCGUGUAUUGCGUUGCGCCGAGGCGCUUGUGCGAAGGCUCUCGCUUGGCUGUUGAAGGGAGGCACCGACUACUCCGGUGUCAAAAUGCCACUCUCCCUCACGUUCAGUUUUCUUGCGUUCCCGCAGAUGAUAAUCACCCGUUCGGGCAGAUUUCAAGCUGUGUCAAGGGCGAUGAGUGUUUUCAAACAUCAGACCUGUGAAGUAAAACGAGGAUCAGCAUUCCGUCCGCAAAUCAGCUAAGGCCGUGCAUGAUGACAGGCCAAGGCCCAGGCCAUUCGGUAGGUUUGGCACAAGCGGCGGAGCAUUGCCCCCCCCGAGCGAAGGACGUAGUGUCACUUCACCCCAAAGGACGGGCGUGACGUGCAGCGUUGCUAUGGAGCAGAACAGGGCUAGUUCUAAGGAUCGUAUUUGCUGCGGG
Verruconis gallopava is the source of this 3038-nucleotide messenger RNA. RefSeq names its product acetyl-coenzyme A synthetase. The transcript has 7 exons. Lineage: Eukaryota; Fungi; Ascomycota; Dothideomycetes; Venturiales; Sympoventuriaceae. Gene Ontology annotation, molecular function: acetyl-CoA synthetase activity; AMP binding. The coding region runs from base 400 to 2412 and encodes 670 amino acids. The record is from RefSeq and is a predicted model, not a curated record. Gene Ontology annotation, cellular component: cytosol.